Molecule: messenger RNA, 2200 nt
Organism: Neopsephotus bourkii (Bourke's parrot)
Lineage: Eukaryota; Metazoa; Chordata; Aves; Psittaciformes; Psittacidae
Gene: RAVER1
Product: ribonucleoprotein, PTB binding 1
Exons: 14
Coding region: 1-2097 (698 amino acids)
Molecular function (GO): RNA binding
Source: RefSeq, a predicted model, not a curated record
AUGGCGGCCGCGUUGUCCGUACCGGCGCCGGGGCCUACGGAGGCUCCGGUACCGGAGCUAGGCCGCGGCCUAGGCCGGGCCCCGGAGGAGGCGCUGCCGCCGCUGGACCGGGCCGAGGUGCGGAGCCGCUUGGCCCGCAGCGCCCGGCAGUUCCGGAACCGCCGGAAGUUGCUGAUCCGGGGGCUCCCGGCGGACGUGAGCAACCAGGAAGUGCAUGACCUGCUCAGUGACUACAAGCUCAAGUACUGCUUCGUGGAUAAGGGCAAAGGGACCGCCUUCGUCACCCUCCUGAACCGGGACCAGGCGGACGCCGCCAUCGCCAAACUGCACCGGAGCCGCCUGCGCGAGCGCGAGCUCUCGGUGCAGCUCCAGUGCACCGAUGCCCUCCUGUGCGUCGCCAACCUCCCGCUCCUGCUCAGCCAGCAGCAGUUCGAGGACCUCGUCCGCCCCUUUGGCAACCUGGAGCGCUGCUUCCUGGUCUACAGCCCCAAAAGCGGCCAUUCCAAAGGCUACGGCUUCGUGGAAUACAUGAAGAAGGACGCGGCGGCGCGAGCCAAACUGGAGUUACUGGGCAAGCAGUUGGGUACCCGCACCCUCUACGUGCACUGGAUGGAUGCGAACCACUUGACCCCGGAGCUGCUCCAUUCCAAGUGCCUGUGUGUGGAUAAGCUGCCCCAUGGCUAUUCCGACCGGGAAGAGCUGCGCCGCCUCUUCUCGGCCGCCGGCGCCCCCGCUUUCUGCCAGCUGGCCUAUGGGCAGGACGGGCAGCUCAAGGGCUUUGCCGUACUGGAGUACGAGUCGCCGGAGCUGGCCGAGCUGGUGCAGGAGGCCACCGACGGCAUCGCGCUCGCCGGGAAUCACGUCCGCGUCUCCUUCUGCGCGCCCGGCCCGCCCGGCCGCAGCAUGCUGGCGGCACUCACCGCUGCCCAGGCGAUGGCCCUGACCCGCGGCAAGGGGCUGCUCCCAGAGCCCAGCCUCCUGCAGAUCCUGAGCAGCUUGGGCAACCCCGCAUCCCUGCAGCUGCUCCUGGCUCCGCUGCUGCCCAGCGGGAAGCAGGGCAUCCUGGGAGCUGCCCCCUCUGUGCCCUUGGUGAGCAACCCGGCGCUGGCCACCGCGCUCCUGCAGCUGCUGCUGCAGCACCGAGGGCAGCAGAGACCGGGAAUCCUGGGGGAGGCUCCGCUGAGCUCCCGGCCCCGCAGUGCCCUGGCUCCAGCUCCAGCCCAGCCCCCGGGCCCCAUCCUGUCCGAGCUCCCCACUGGUCCUGAGGUACCCCAGGCCCGGGCCCCCAUUCCCGUUGCUGCUUUCCCAGCUCCAGUGGGAAUGGAUUGGGAUGGGGCUGGGGGGCCCCUCCUGACCCCCCCUGUUCCCCCCCCAACCCCAGCCCAGGCCCUGCAGGGGCUCCCCCCCCCGGCCCUCUUGGGCUCCGUCCUUACGGGGCUCCAGAAGCCGAAGCCAAGCGAGAGCGGAGCCGGGGUUUCCCUCCUUGGGGACCCCCCCAAAGACUUCAAGAUCCCCCUAAAUCCCUACUUGAACCUGCCCAGCUUCCUUCCACCACCCAGCUUAGGAGGUGCUGCCCCCAAAGGCUUGAACCUGAGCUUGGGGGGCAGCCCCAAAGCCCGCCCCCCACAACCACCCCUGCCCACGGAUGCCUUCACCUUUGAUUGCCAACCGGAUUUGGGAUCCCGGAUUUACCCCCAGACACGGGACCAAGCUGGAGCCAUCCUGGGGGGGUUCGGGCACAGCAGGACCAAGCUCCCCUCCUCGCCAGGGCUGGAGCGUGGGGGGGGGGCCCCCCCCACCCUGCCCCUCUUUUACUCAGGCUCCCCCACUUCCUACUUCACCAGCGGCCUCCAGGCCGGCCUCAAGCAGAGCCACAUUAAGGCCCUCCGGCUGCCUCCAUCCGGCCCCACAGACACCGUCCUCCCCUUGGCCCCCCCCAGCCAAGCAAAGAGCCCUGGGGGGGGGCAGAAGCGAAGCUUCUCCCAGCUCCUGCCCCCCCUGGAGCCCAGCCCCAAGGGCUGCUAUGUGGGGCAGCAUUCCCAAGGCCUGGGGGGGCACUACGCUGACUCCUACCUGAAGAGGAAGAGGAUAUUUUAGCCCCCCCCCCAUUAAAUCCUAUACAAACAGGGGAUGCUUUUCCCUGCAGUUUGGGGUUUUUUAGGCCUUUUGGGUUAGUUUGGGGGGGGGGUAAAUAUAGGAC